GUUGUCCGAUCCGCCGCUCCGGGUUCACCGUGAAGCCGAUGUAGAUGCGGCCUUUGAAUUUAGGAUUGAUGCAGUAAAGCAUGUACACACCGAAGAAGCUCUCUACCUCAACCACCAUUGUGGAAGAAAAUAAGCAAAAUAUGGCCAUAACAGCAGAUCAAAUCCGGGAUAAACUCAUUAAAGAGCUCGCGGCGGUGCACGUGGAUGUGGAGGAUACUUCACCCAACAGAUGUGCUGCCAGCUUCAAAGUCCUGGUGGUGUCGUCCCAGUUUGAGGGCAAACAACUGUUACAGAGACACAGGAUGGUGAACACCUGCCUGGCCGAGGAGCUGAAAGAGAUCCACGCCUUCGAACAGAAGACCCUCACACCAGAACAGUGGGAGAAACAGAAGUCCCAAUGACACACACACACACACAUAAAGUUCACACACACACACACACACACACUGUAUCACCCAAUCACUUUAUCUACUAUUAAACAGGCCUUACACCUGUGUGAUAUGAAGAAAACUCUCUCUUUUUCUGUGAAUCAGUAACACCGAUUUAAAUCCAACAGAAUUCUCUUCUGGCAAUAAAACACGCUGAUGCUG
Messenger RNA from Seriola aureovittata, 590 nucleotides. RefSeq lists its product as uncharacterized. The transcript is spliced from 4 exons. Gene Ontology annotation, cellular component: nucleus; cytosol. The record is from RefSeq and is a predicted model, not a curated record. NCBI's taxonomy places the organism in Eukaryota, Metazoa, Chordata, Actinopteri, Carangiformes, Carangidae. Gene Ontology annotation, molecular function: 2 iron, 2 sulfur cluster binding. Bases 81 to 401 code for a protein of 106 amino acids. Gene Ontology annotation, biological process: intracellular iron ion homeostasis.